Messenger RNA from Mytilus trossulus (common blue mussel), 2421 nucleotides. RefSeq lists its product as uncharacterized. The coding region runs from base 874 to 1746 and encodes 290 amino acids. The transcript has 2 exons. NCBI's taxonomy places the organism in Eukaryota, Metazoa, Mollusca, Bivalvia, Mytilida, Mytilidae. The record is from RefSeq and is a predicted model, not a curated record.
UAAUAAUAUCGUGUGUGUACGUGUUUUUUUAUGGCAUUUAACAUAUGUGUCUAUCAUGUCUAUGUUCUAAAGAAAAUGAACUAUCUUUGAAAGGUGAAUAUGGAGAAAAGUGUAUCAUACUCUACAAAGGAUUGGGAUGAUGUUCCAGACGUUCCUCUUCUCCACGUGUCAUAUCUCAUUCAUAUAUUAUUACCAAGACGCCAUUUUGGGCAUGAUCGACUUCUGAUAAAAAAAACCCAGAAAAUUCUUGAAAGACUUUCCUAUGUAAAGGAGUUUAUUCCAGACAAGUUACACAUUGUUCCUGUCGGAAGUAAGUUAGAAGGUUGUGGGAUACCAGUUGCUGUCAGAUUGACUGAUGAACCAUAUAUUGAAUAUAUGUCUGAUUUCGACGUAAUGCUUGUGCGAGAUGAAUUCUCGACUUUGACCAAAGAAUUUGAAAAAGAUGGAACGAAAAUGUCAGUUUUUAUUGAGACUGCUCAAACUCACCCUGGAUAUGGACGUGUACGGUUCGCUUCUACAGUGAAACAUGGCACAAACAUGACAAACAACACACUGAUACAUCACGGUGGUCAAUCAGAUGAAUAUUAUUUGAACUUUUCUGCGAUAAUGCGCGAACAGGCUGACAUGAUGGCAACACAUACAAAUGAUGGUUUGAACUAUAAUCAACAUGGUCCAGCCAUUACUGCAGACGACCCAGUGCCUAUGACACUGGAAAGAUUGAAAACAACAAAACUGAUUUACCCCCUAGACUGUAUAUUUGCUAUUCCUUGUAAUUCGUGGCCAGAAUGUGCAAUACCAUGGAUUAAGCGAAAACGCACUAAUGAUUGGCUGUAAAUUGACACUAUUAACUUGAUUAUAUCCGCGGGAUUCCAUAUGGUACCAGUAGCUCACCGAUUAAGCAGUAAUCCUGAAAUUGAGUGGAGACUGUCAUUUGCAAAUGCUGAAAAAAUACUGGCUGAACAGGCGGUCACUUCAGCGCAACGACAAUGUUAUAGUUAUCUUAAAAUCUUACGUAAACAUACUAUGGAGGAAGACACUAAAUUUUCAUCUUAUUACCUUAAAAACGUAUUUUUAUAUUGUUGUGAAGAAUUACCAGUUCGAAUUUGGGAGGAAAACCCUGCUGGAUGUGUUUUGUACAUGCUAGAUAUUCUUUUAGAAUGCGUUCAAAAAAGAAACAUCCCUAGUUACUUUUUACCAGAAAAUAACUUGAUAGAUUAUUUAGAUGAUGCGGAAUUACAAUCCAUCGAAUCAGCUUUUCAAACAAUCCGUUGUAAUCCGAUUGCACCAAUUUUAGAAUUCACAGAUUCAAGAAUGUUCUGUUAUGGUCAGGAAAGCUUAAGUUAUAGGACAACUUUCCGAAGCAUUGUUCAGCUAGUACUAAAUGAAAUUGUUUCAAUUAAAGAUGUUGAUAUUGGUAGAACCGUCUUAGGUUGCUUCACUGAUAUCCAAUAUAACAUUGCAAUAGUGAUGCUUGGCGAGAAGCGGACAUCGUUUUCAUACCAUUUGGAUUUUUAUCACCAUUUUGUACAGAAAUAUAUACAGAUGUCUUUUGUGGAAUAUGUUAAUUAUAUGGGUAUAGUUUUAGAAAAGCCUUCUUAUGCGUUAACGUUUUAUGAGAAAUGUUUGGCUGGGGUAGAAAACUUCACAGAACUUGAAUAUUUGAAAGGAAAUAUGGCAUGCAUGUGUUUUGCUUUAUCACUAACUCAUGAUGAUAAAUCGAAAGAAAGAAAAUUGCGAUUAUACUAAGCAGAGAAUAUUUACAACGAAGUACUGCAAAAUAGUGGUAUUCAUUAUGCUAGCACCAUUAACUUUGCAAACUUUCUAUGUUAUAGCGAAAGAUGGAAAGAUGUAAUUCAGUUGCUUGAAAAAUUCAUUGAGGCAGAGAGAAAACGACCAUCGUCAAUGCAUAACAGUUAUCACCCUAACGAAUCUAUAACACUGAAUCUUCAGCUUCAAAUGGAGGUCAAAUAUCGAGGCUGCUUCUUUGCAAGUUCUUUGUCAUUUGCAUAUUAUUUCCUAAUAAAAGCAGCUAUUGCAAUAAAGUUGCCAAAAGUGUUAGAUAUUAUGGAAAGCUUUGAAAUGCACGGCCAUUCUGUGAACAGUUAUGGAGAUCAUAGACUUCUAGAAUAUAUUAGACUUGACACUAAAGAAUACAUUCUAUCAGAGCUAGCUUUUUCCUACAGCUCUUAUUUGCAACGAACACCGGCUAAAAAGCCACAUCGGGUUGUAAACCUGAAAACAGAUUUCAAAUAUUGUCUCAUCGUAGCUUAUCUGCUAUAUGACAAUGCUGCUAAAGCAACAAAUUUACUUUUCAAAAGGAGAUUCCUGUGUAUUGAUACAAGUGACCUUUACUUGUUUUGACAAUGAUCCGUUUACAGUUUGUUUGCUAAUUCUUUUACACAGUAAAUAAGUAUGAAAAAG